CUAUGCGCGUUGAUCAAUGUAAAUGGCAUCCUGGCCUAUACGUUGUUCGACUCAGGGAGCACUACCGACUCAGUAUCUCCGGAAUUCGCCCACAUAUCUAGGGCGAAGAUGGUGAAACUCAGUGAACAGGUAGUGCUGCAGUUGGGAUGCUCAGGCAGCAGAUCUAAGAUCAGCUACGGUACCUGGGUACCCAUCCAGUUUGGACCUAUCGCGGACACCAUGUAUUUCGACAUAGUGAACCUCGAUCGGUACGAUUGUGUUAUUGGCACUCCCUUCAUGAAUGCCCACGGAAUUAAGCUGGACUUUGAACAACGAGCGAUCAUUGUCAAAGGCCAGACUUGUUCCGCAUUCACCAAUGAAGAAGACUCAGCA
Molecule: messenger RNA, 372 nt
Organism: Trametes versicolor FP-101664 SS1
Lineage: Eukaryota; Fungi; Basidiomycota; Agaricomycetes; Polyporales; Polyporaceae
Exons: 1
Source: RefSeq, a predicted model, not a curated record